UCACACAUAUUUUGUUUUUCCUUUUUGUUUUUUUAAAUGUAUACAUACACUUGAGGCAAAUUGCACAAUUAAAGUGCAAUAAAACUUUUAGUUAAUGAAGUCAUUAAAAGGCAACGGCGACAACAACAAAAGCAAAAGCCAUAGGGCUAAAGCUUAAAAGCAAAUCUUAGUCACCCAACCUAACACAACAGCAACAACAAAAUUAUGAAAAAUCACAAAAUUUAUUAAGCAAAGAAAAAACAACAACAAUCCAAAAAAAAGAAGAUAACAAAAACACGAAACGAAAAACAAAAAAAAGUGAAAGUUUUCCAGCGUUGUAUGUACGAAGCGACGUUUGCACAAAAUUAAGAGAAAAACGAAAUACAAAAGUAACAAAAACAAUCAACUGUUGGCUUCGAAAAACAACAACAACAGCAGCAGCAAGUCGGCAGCAAACAAAAUAAAACAAAAAAAAAACUAAAACUGAGUACACAAGGGAAAACAACGCAUAAACACAGACAACAAAACAACACAUACACACACAUAUAUACAGACGCAUACAAAUAGAAUCAGCAGCGAGAGUGUUCAGUGGCGGCAAUAGCAUCCUACUCGAAAAUGUGGUAAGGCAAGUGGCAAGCAUUCAAGAAGAAGAAGAAGAGCUGGCAACAAUAACAACAACAACGGCUAACAACAGGAUUGCUGGUGGCGGUGGCGGGCUAGCGACACGCUUAGUCGUUGCUCAACCACACCCGCACCACCACCAACACCAUCAACAUCAACACCACCCACAUCAGCAGCAGCAGCAGCAGCGCCAGCAGCAUCAACAAUUGCAUGCACAGUCACAGGUCGUCAACAGUUGGAGAAACCCAGUUACCGUCAAUCCACCACCGCAGCGGCCAUGGUUGCCACUUGCCAAGCCCAACAAAUCGCGACCAGCCUGCAUUUUCACGGUCAUGUGCUAUAAUGUGCUCUGCGAUAAGUACGCAACCAGACAAAUGUACGGCUAUUGUCCGUCGUGGGCGCUUUGCUGGGAGUAUAGAAAGAAGUCGAUCAUAGAUGAGAUACGACACUAUGCAGCGGAUAUAAUUAGCUUGCAGGAAAUUGAAACGGAACAGUUCUAUCACUUCUUUCUGCCCGAGCUUAAGAACGAUGGCUACGAGGGCAUCUUUUCACCCAAGUCCCGUGCUAAGACCAUGUCCGAGCUGGAGCGCAAAUAUGUAGAUGGCUGUGCAAUAUUCUUCCGCACCUCCAAAUUCACGCUGAUCAAGGAGCAUCUGAUCGAGUUCAAUCAGCUGGCAAUGGCAAAUGCCGAAGGCUCGGACAACAUGCUGAAUCGUGUGAUGCCCAAGGAUAACAUCGGUCUGGCCGCUUUGCUGAAGGUGAAGGAGACCGCCUGGGAGCCCAUGUCCGAGGUGACACAGAUCUCGCAGCCGCUGCUCGUCUGCACUGCGCACAUACAUUGGGACCCGGAGUUCUGUGAUGUGAAGCUCAUACAAACGAUGAUGCUUAGCAAUGAGCUGAAGACAAUUAUUGACGAGGCCAGUCACAGUUUUCGUCCGGGACACAAGAACGAUUCGAACAGUGUGCAGCUGCUGCUUUGUGGCGAUUUCAACUCGCUGCCCGAUUCGGGUGUGGUCGAGUUUCUGGGCAAGGGCCGUGUGGCAAUGGACCAUUUGGAUUUCAAGGAUAUGGGCUAUAAGCUGUGCCUGCAGCGGCUGCUGUCGAACGAUACCAACGAGUUUACGCAUUCUUUUAAGCUGGCGUCUGCCUAUAGCGAGGACAUAAUGCCGCACACCAAUUAUACGUUCGACUUUAAGGGCAUCAUUGACUAUAUAUUCUACACAAAGACGGGCAUGGUGCCGUUGGGUCUGCUGGGGCCCGUGUCGACGGAUUGGCUGCGCGAGAACAAAGUUGUGGGCUGUCCGCAUCCGCAUAUACCCUCGGAUCACUUUCCGCUGUUGGUGGAGCUGGAGUUGAUGCAUACGGCUAGUCAACAGACUCCCCCCAAUGGACUGAUUAAUCGUCGGUAGCAAUAGGCGCGAAGCCGCAGCCGUAGACCAGCAACAUCUAAGGUGACGACGGCGAUACCAAUAGCGAUACCAACAGCGAUAACAACAACAAUAACAACAACAACAAUGACAGCAACAAUGACAACAACCACAACGAACGCUAGGACAAUUCCAGGCGCAGCAGGAGGCAGUGCCAGAGGUAGCAGAAGAUAUGGCUUUAGACGCAUCAAACCAAUGAUACCAACACCCGCAGAAGAAGCAACAGCAGAAACAGCAAUGCUGUCCACAAUGCCGUCAACCUCCGGCCAGUCUUGUUCGUCCCAUUGCGUAAUGCACAGAGUAAUCAAAGAUAACAAUCAGCCACCGGAACCGUAGAGAAGACCUCGCUGCCCAUUGCAAACAAAAAA
Messenger RNA from Drosophila busckii, 2395 nucleotides. It is a transcript of the gene twin, whose product is annotated as CCR4-NOT transcription complex subunit 6-like. NCBI's taxonomy places the organism in Eukaryota, Metazoa, Arthropoda, Insecta, Diptera, Drosophilidae. The transcript has 4 exons. Gene Ontology annotation, biological process: nuclear-transcribed mRNA poly(A) tail shortening. Gene Ontology annotation, molecular function: poly(A)-specific ribonuclease activity; protein binding. Bases 933 to 2009 code for a protein of 358 amino acids. The record is from RefSeq and is a predicted model, not a curated record. Gene Ontology annotation, cellular component: CCR4-NOT complex; nucleus; cytoplasm.